GAAUGGAACGGUUUUCGAGCGGCAUUUAAAUAUUUUUAUUUACAAAGAAAUACGUAUAUUUAUUAAAAUGUGUGUCGUCAUCUUAUCAGCACUUUUACUUUUAUUUAAUCUCGAGUGGAUUAAGGCAAAUGCUACAAUGACAAACACAACCCGCAAUAAAUUGCCUAAUAUUAUUAUUUUAUUAGCUGAUGAUAUGGGAUUUGAUGAUGUGAGCUUUCGCGGUGGAAGAGAAUUUCUAACACCAAAUAUUGAUGCAUUGGCUUAUCAUGGACGCAUUUUGGAUCGUCUCUAUGCACCGCCCAUGUGUACACCUUCCCGAGGAGCUCUGCUAAGCGGGAAAUAUCCCAUACACACAGGUACCCAACAUUUUGUAAUUAGCAAUGAGGAGCCCUGGGCACUUUCACUGAAUACUACGUUGAUGCCAGAGAUCUUUCGGAAUGCAGGAUACUCUACCAAUUUAAUAGGAAAGUGGCAUUUGGGAUUCGCUAGGCCAGAGUACACGCCCACACACAGAGGCUUUGACUACCAUUAUGGCUAUUGGGGAGCCUACAUUGACUACUAUUCAAGACGCUCGAAAAUGCCGGCUGAUAACUACAGCAUGGGCUAUGAUUUUAGACGAAACAUGGAGCCGGAAUGUGCAGAUCGUAAUGUCUAUGUCACCGAUUUAUUGACCAACGAGGCGGAGCGUCUUAUAAAAGAGCAACCGACUAAGCAGAAGCCUCUCUUCUUAAUGCUCAGCCAUUUGGCACCACACACGGCCAAUCUUAAGGAACCAUUGCAGGCGCCACAGGAUGAACUCAGUAAAUUUGUUCACAUUAAAGAUCCAAAUCGCAGAAAGUAUGCUGCCAUGGUUUCACGCCUGGAUCAGAGUGUGGGCCGCAUUGUCAGCGCCUUGGCGAGCACAGAGCAGCUGGAGAACAGCAUUGUCAUCUUCUACUCGGACAAUGGCGGACCUUCAGUUGGCAUGUUCGCCAAUACAGGCUCCAAUUGGCCACUUAAAGGUCAGAAGAAUACACCCUGGGAAGGUGGCGUGCGUGUGGCCGGAGCCAUUUGGAGUCCAUUGCUGGAGGCACGAGGCAAUCUGUUUACUCAGCCCAUUUAUGUGGGAGACUUUCUGCCGACUCUAGCACAUGCAGCCGGGAUUGAGCUACCAGAGUCGCUGAAACUCGAUGGCAUUGACUUGUGGCCACAGCUGUCAGGAUCAAAAGAUGCUGCUCAUGUGCCACGAGAGAUUCUACACAACCUGGAUGAUGUGUGGCAAGUGAGCUCCUUGAUGCUCGGCCAAUGGAAGUACGUGAAUGGCACGACUUCGACAGGUCAAUACGAUAAUUUACUGACCUAUCGCGAGUUAGAUGAUCUAGAUCCUCGCGGACGUCGUUAUGUGGUUGAGGUGCGCAAUUCACCUACUUCGAAAGCCCUCUCGCGAUUUGAUCUACAGAGACUGACACAGUCGCGGGUAAAUAUCCUUGGUAGAUCUGCAACUGUGCGCUGUGGUGACUUACAACGUGGUUGCAAUGCUCUGCUGGAGGAGUGUCUGUACGAUCUCACUGAGGAUCCCUGCGAGCAAAAUAAUCUGGUUUACUCUGAGCGACAUGCUGAGGUUCUUUUAGCACUGCGUCAGCGUGUCCAUCAACUACGUGCCGGAGCUUUGAUGCCUGCUAAUCGCCCCAAAGUCCGUUAUUCUGAUCCCGGCUUGCAUGAGUGUACCUGGGAUAGUUUUGAAGUGAAGGAGGCAGGCAAAGUGCGUCUGCAAUGCGAUUACCAAGAACUGCCUUGUAACGGAAAAUGAGCGAUUAAGAAUAAAGGUCAACAUUUUAAU
Drosophila innubila is the source of this 1819-nucleotide messenger RNA. RefSeq names its product arylsulfatase B. The transcript has 5 exons. The record is from RefSeq and is a predicted model, not a curated record. NCBI's taxonomy places the organism in Eukaryota, Metazoa, Arthropoda, Insecta, Diptera, Drosophilidae. Bases 68 to 1789 code for a protein of 573 amino acids.